Messenger RNA from Corapipo altera (White-ruffed manakin), 874 nucleotides. RefSeq names its product C-type lectin domain family 3 member A (gene CLEC3A). Lineage: Eukaryota; Metazoa; Chordata; Aves; Passeriformes; Pipridae. The transcript is spliced from 3 exons. The coding region runs from base 62 to 649 and encodes 195 amino acids. The record is from RefSeq and is a predicted model, not a curated record. Gene Ontology annotation, biological process: ossification.
UGCUCUCAGAGCUGCUGAAGAGAAUCUCUUGAAGGUCCUUGUUAAGGUCUUUCAAAGAGACAUGGCACAAACUGGACUUAUGAUUUUCCUACUCAUAAGCUUACUACUGGUGGAUCAGACCAUCAGCCAGGCUUCCAAAUUCAAAGCCAGGAGGCACAGCAAACGUAGAGUGAAAGAAAAAGAUGACCUGAAGACCCAGAUUGACAAAUUGUGGCGAGAAGUAAAUGCUCUGAAAGAAAUGCAAGCACUCCAGACAGUGUGUCUCCGUGGGACAAAGGCCCAUAAGAAGUGCUACCUCAUGUCAGAAGGCACCAAGCAUUUCCAUGAAGCCAAUGAAGACUGCAUAACCAAGGGAGGGACACUGGCUAUCCCAAGGAAUAACGAGGAAACAAACAUUCUCCGAGAUUAUGGCAAGAGAAGUACGCCCAGAGCAUCCGAGUUCUGGCUGGGGGUCACUGACAUGAUAAAUGAAGGGAAAUUUGUGGAUGUCAAUGGCAUGGUUCUGCAGUACUUCAACUGGGAUCGUGCCCAGCCCAAUGGGGGCAAGCGUGAAAACUGUGUGUUUUUUUCCCUUUCAUCCCAAGGCAAGUGGGUGGAUGAGGUGUGUCGUACUGCCAAAAGAUACAUUUGUGAAUUCCUGAUCCCAUAAUUACAGAUACAAAAGACCAUAGCCAUGUUUCAGGUUAACAUGCAGUUUUGCUUAGUAACCCCUCCCACUUAGAGUGUGGGGAGUUAAAACUAUCCAUCUCCUGCAUCAUACUCACUCUUUCCUGAGAUAUAAGUUUGCUCUGUUAAAUUAUUUUUUAUUCAGAUGCUAAAAUAUUAUGUUUUCUGAGUGCUCUCAUUAUGUACAGAGAUAUAUAUUAUGUUUUGA